CGCCUUAGCCCAAGCAACGUACACGUACUCACAAUGAAAAUCCCCAAAACUCCGCUCCUCGCCCUCCUCUCUCUCAUCCCUCUCACCCUCUCAGAACUGCAAGAAGCUGAAGUCAAUGGGAUGUUCGUGUUCGGGAGCUCUUUGGUUGAUAAUGGCAACAACAACUUCCUCAAGAACGCAACAACGAAGGCAAACUUUCACCCAUACGGCGUAGAUUUCCCUUUGGGCCCAUCCGGUAGGUUCUCCAACGGGAGGAACGCCAUUGAUGUUCUCGGUGGGCUACUCAAGCUUCCAAGGCUCAUUCCACCCUUCACCGACCCGAGAACAAGAGGGGCUAGAGUUGUUCAUGGGGUUAACUUUGCCUCUGGGGGUUCAGGGAUUUUGGACCAGACUGGGUCUUUUCGGGGGGAGGUAAUGAGCUUGAGCCAACAAAUCAGGGACUUCAAGGUUACCACGUUGCCUCAACUGAGGACUCAACUAAGAUGCGUCCACAGUCCAAGAUUAUUUGAGGACCACCUCUCAAAUUACCUAUUUGUGGUAGGAACCGGAGGAAAUGACUACCUACAGUAUUUCGUCUCCAAGGAGAAGGAUAAAGUUACAGUGCCCGUGUUUACUGAGAGCCUCAUCUCGACGUUGUCACGCCAGCUCAAGUCCUUGGUGCAAAUUAAAGGAAAGGCAUGGCUCAAGAUUAAAACAGUAAGUUUGAUCAUUGAAGCUUCGCAACUCCCAAGACUAAUAUUGUUGAACUUUUUCACCAACGAGGCAGCGCUUCUCUGCAACUCUCAUCUCAAGUCUCUUGCAAGAAGCUCAAAUGAUCAAAUGCCCGAUUCUAAAAUGGUCUUUGUUGAUUCUUACAAGAUCAUCAGAGAUAUAAUUGAUAACCCCGUCGAUAAUGGAUUCUCCGACACGAGCAAACCUUGCUGUGAAGUGUCAACACCCGCAGAAGGUGGAAACGGUGUCCUCUGCAAGAGAAACGGGCGCGCGUGCGAGAAUCGUAGAGGACACGUGUACUUCGAUGGCCUUCAUCCGACGGAAGCCGUGAACGUGAGGAUAGCACGUAAAGCUUACGAUGGUUCAGAUGUUGAGGAAGCUUAUCCCACAAAUGUGAAGAAAUUAGCUAGGCUGUAGAUUUACCAGUGUUUCCAAAGCUUUUUGUUAAUUUAUAGCUCUUAUUUGCGUUUUGAUGCAAUCACAUGCAACUAAGAUUGCGUUUGUGUUAGAAGGAAGUUUGGGAUUAUUAGUUUAUGCAAUUGCAAUGUCUGUACCAAAGGUGUUCGUAUAUAUAUAUAUUUUAGAUCAUUCGACCGCGCA
Messenger RNA from Asparagus officinalis (garden asparagus), 1311 nucleotides. Its product is annotated as GDSL esterase/lipase At1g71250-like. The coding region runs from base 34 to 1128 and encodes 364 amino acids. Gene Ontology annotation, molecular function: hydrolase activity, acting on ester bonds. The transcript is spliced from 5 exons. The record is from RefSeq and is a predicted model, not a curated record. NCBI's taxonomy places the organism in Eukaryota, Viridiplantae, Streptophyta, Magnoliopsida, Asparagales, Asparagaceae.